UUCUCCUUCAAGUAAUUUUUAUCUCCUGCUAAGCAUUCUUUUAGACGAGCAUACAAUCCUCUACUUCCCAUCUAUUGAUCAAGCAUCUCAUCAUGUCCUUCCUCUAUCUCAACCGUGCGACGCACGUCAUCUCUCUCAUCCCCGCCCUCUUCGGCAUCAAUCUCCUCACGCGCCCUGAAGCAACUCUCCAAUCCUUCCAGUACCCCAUUCCUACAGACCCUCAAGCGCAGAAACUUGUUCGUGGACUUGCACGUAUCUAUGGGUGCAGAAAUGUGGUUAUAAGCUUCCUCUUCUUUAACAUCAGCCUCACUGGGGACAGGAAGCUUAUGAGCUUGGGGUAUCUUGGGGCACUUGCUAUGUGCGUUACUGAUGGGCUUGUGGCGAGGGCUGUAGUUGGACAUGGGGAGUGGCAGCAUUGGUCGUUUGCGCCGCUUUGUAUUGGGUUGUUGAUCGGACUGAACUGGUGAUUUGGGUUAGUUGGAACUGAGUCUGCGAUGGUUCUGGUCUGGCUCACACAAGAUGGAUGUAGAAUUAUUGUUUUCGAGACAUGGCAAGAGGGUUCAAAACAUUUAUACAUCACAAAGAAUGAUUCAUGUAUUCUUGACGCAUCUCGUUCAUUUACUUUACGAAGAUUUGCUGAUGAAAUGCACAUGACACACUACUGGCUUCUUGCAAAUGCAUACAAUAAGAUCAAUUUAAGUUCCAG
Fusarium redolens is the source of this 706-nucleotide messenger RNA. RefSeq lists its product as uncharacterized. The coding region runs from base 93 to 467 and encodes 124 amino acids. The transcript has a single exon. NCBI's taxonomy places the organism in Eukaryota, Fungi, Ascomycota, Sordariomycetes, Hypocreales, Nectriaceae. The record is from RefSeq and is a predicted model, not a curated record.